UCAACAUGGCGGCAAAAUGAAAAUUUGUGCAAAAGAACUCUGAGCCUUCCGACUCCUCACGCCAGUUUGCUGACUUUGCCAGGGCACAACAUAGAUCUUGGGGGGCAUCUUGGGGCAUUUUUUGUUGUUGUACAACGCUACUGAUAGAGGAAAAGAAACGUUUGCCGUAACAUCUGAUACUCUUGCACAGCAGGCUCUUCACAGACAUCAACAAACCCAUCAUGGUGUUCUUGAAGAUCCGUGGUGUGGACGUGGAUUUCCCCUUUGAGCCCUACGCUUGUCAGCGGUCGUACAUGGAGAAAGUCAUUCAGUGUCUACAGGAGGGCACCAAUGGAGUUUUGGAAAGUCCCACAGGAACAGGCAAGACCCUGUGCCUCCUCUGUGCUACCCUUGCCUGGCGUUCAGCGUAUGUGGCCAAGAUGCAGUUUGAAGGACUCAAGCAACACUUCACAAAAGACGAGGAGGGUCAGUCCUCCACAUAUGGCCAGAUGCUGGCCAAUCAGUUAGGAGGGGCAGCUGGCUGGGGAAACACUGAACAAACUGCUGGUCCCUUUAUGGAGAUACCAAAGAUAAUUUAUGCCUCCCGCACCCAUUCCCAGCUGUCACAGGCAGUGGCAGAACUGAAGAAUACUUCGUACAGCAACCUGAAAGUGUGCAUUCUUGGGUCUAGAGAACAGCUGUGUAUUCAUCCUGAGGUUCAGGAACAGACCAGCAACUCUGCAAAGGUUCACAUGUGCAAGGCAAAGACAUCCUCCCGACUUUGUGUCUUUCACAACAACCUAGACGAAAAGAAAAGUGAGAAAGAGUUCAGCGAGGCCCCACUGGACAUUGAAGACCUGGUCAAAGUAGGCAGAAAACAUAAGGUCUGUCCCUAUUACAUGGCACGAGAGCUGAAGUCAUCAGCUGACAUUAUCUUCAUGCCUUACAACUACCUACUGGACCCAAAGUCACGGAAGGCACACAGCGUGGACCUGAAGAAUCACAUCAUUGUGUUUGAUGAGGCCCACAACUUGGAGAAAAUGUGUGAGGAGUCGUCCUCCUUUGACCUGACGGCCUAUGACCUGGCAUCCUGUGUGGAGGAGCUGGACAACCUCCACAAGUCUGUGGCUGAGAUCGAAGUACUGAACGAAAAGUUUCACACAGAAUCCUCCACACCACCUGACUUCAGUGCUACUGAGUUGAUCAAGUUGAAGAGUAUGCUGUUAGAAUUGGAGAAGAAAAUUGACUCUCUUCCAUUACCUGCCAAUGGGUCAGGGAUAACCAAACCUGGAAGUUUCCUCUAUGAGCUGUUUGCUGAGCUCCAGAUUACCUUUGAGACAGCACCUAUCUUGCUUGAGGUUCUUGACAAGGUAGUUUCCUAUGCCACCACCAACACUGGGACCAGUGUAGUGUUCGGUAACAAAGCUGCAGGAGUCUCCAAGUUGGGUGAUGUGCUCAAGAUUGCUUUCAGCCACGAUUCCUCAGCCGCUCAACCGGGGAGCAAUUUAGCCAACGUGUUGUCUAACUAUUACAAGGUUUACGUAAAGCCAGAGGAGGGAUUCCAGAAAAAGUCCAAGGCUAAUGCAGACCCCUGGGGAACAACAUCGUCCAAGCCCAAGAAGCAGGGCCGCACCCUGAGCUACUGGUGCUUCAGUCCCGGCCAUGCCAUGCAGGACCUGGCCAGACACGGGGUCCACUCCAUCAUCCUCACCAGUGGAACUCUGUCUCCACUAGAAUCCUUCACUGCAGAGAUGCACAUUGACUUCCCAGUGCACCUGGAAAACCCUCAUGUCAUCGAGCGUCACCAGGUGUGGCUGGGCAUGGUUACCAAAGGUCCAGAUGGUGUCAAGCUCAACUCCUCCUAUGAGAACAGGAAUUCUACUGAUUACAUCAACUCCUUGGGCAAUGCAAUAGUGAACUUUGCCAGGAUUGUGCCCAAUGGUCUGCUGGUGUUUUUCCCAUCAUACCCUGUGAUGAAUAAAUGCCUGGAGGUCUGGCAGGAAUCUGGGGUAUCAAACAGCAUCAGCCAGUACAAGACAAUGGUGGUGGAGCCCAGAGGGAAGACACAGUUUGUGGAGGCAAUGGAGCAGUUCUAUGACAAGAUCAAUGAUCCAACCUUAAAUGGAGCAGCUUUCUUUGCCGUGUGUAGGGGCAAGGUAAGUGAGGGGCUGGACUUUGCAGACAUCAAUGGCCGAGCAGUGGUCAUCACAGGACUGCCCUUCCCGCCCAGGAUGGACCCCAAGGUCGUGCUCAAGAUGGCCUUCCUGGACGAAGGAAAGAAUGCCGCCAAGGGCUUGACAGGUCGUCAGUGGUACAGGCAGCAGGCCUCCCGGGCUGUGAACCAGGCCAUCGGGCGAGUCAUCAGACACAGGCUGGACUAUGGUGCCAUCCUCCUGUGUGACCAUCGAUUUACAUAUGCUGAUGCCCGAGCUCAGCUCCCUUCUUGGGUCCGGCCCUACGCCACUACUUACAACACCUUUGGUCAGGCUAUCAAAGAUCUCACCAGUUUCUUCAAAACUGCAGACAGAACACUCCCUCAACCUGCAGCCAAAAACAAGACCAAAGUACCAGUCACGACUGCCAGCUUCCAACCCAGCCACAGCCGAGUCACAGCAGGUGUCUCAGGUGCCAGCUGCAGGAACAGCUGUCAGGAGGCACGUAGGAUCGACUCCCACGUGCCCAGCUUAAGGCGCAGCCCAGAACCGAGGUCCUUUGACAAACUGAAAGUUGGAUACACAUCACAUGAACCUGGGGCAACAAACCAAGAGACCUGUGUCCAGCACAGGACUGUUCGAUGCACUGAAGGAAGUGGAGGACAGGAAGGAAGAAGAAGUUGAAGAUGACAUGUGGACAGACUUUCUCAACAGUCAGGACUCCAGUUCAUCAGCAAGACCCAUGGCAAAACCGAUGAGGAAAAGAAUUAGAAUUGUGAAG
Molecule: messenger RNA, 2913 nt
Organism: Branchiostoma belcheri (Belcher's lancelet)
Lineage: Eukaryota; Metazoa; Chordata; Leptocardii; Amphioxiformes; Branchiostomatidae
Product: regulator of telomere elongation helicase 1-like
Exons: 26
Coding region: 222-2816 (864 amino acids)
Biological process (GO): DNA replication; DNA recombination; telomeric loop disassembly
Cellular component (GO): nucleus
Molecular function (GO): hydrolase activity, acting on acid anhydrides, in phosphorus-containing anhydrides; DNA polymerase binding; DNA helicase activity
Source: RefSeq, a predicted model, not a curated record